UAAAUCGAUCUUAUGACUGGGCUAUGUUGGCGCCAUCCAGUGUGUUGCUCCAUGAAUUAUAGGCAGCUCAGCUCUCCAACCUUCCCUUUUUAACGUUGUCGAACACCUUCACCACUUUUAACCCCGUUCUCAUUGUCACUUUGAUUAAUGUGGCACUGAAGGUGCCGCUCACUACCGAGGUGCAGCGGCACAGACUGGAUAAAUGCACAUCCCAGACAGGAACAGAAACGCAGACAGCAUGCCGACCGAGCCGAGCCUGCCCGACGGAGUCAGCAGUAACUGCGCAAUCUGCGGAGACAAAGCCACGGGGAAACAUUACGGAGCCUCCAGCUGUGACGGCUGCAAAGGCUUCUUCAGACGCUCCAUACGCAAGAACCACAUCUACACCUGCAGGUUCAGCAGGCAGUGCAUUGUGGAUAAAGAUAAGAGGAACCAGUGUCGUUUCUGCAGACUCAACAAAUGCUUCAGAGCCGGGAUGAAAAAAGAAGCUGUACAGAAUGAGAGGGAUCGGAUCAGCUCCCGAAGAAACAUCCCUGACUCUCAAGACCUGCCCCCCAUCACUAUUCUGGCCCAGGCAGAGUCGCUGUCCCAACAGAUCACAGCCCCGGUUGUCAUGGCAGACAUAUCAGAGCAGAAGUCGGCCACAGUUGGGGACGUGUGCGAGGCGAUGAGACAGCAGUUACUGGUGUUGGUCGAAUGGGCCAAAUACAUCCCUGCCUUUGGAGAGCUGCCACUGGAUGACCAGGUGAGCUUGCUCAGGGCUCAUGCGGGUGAACACCUCUUGCUCGGGGUCGCAAAAAGGUCAAUGCCGUUCCAGGACUUCUUGCUUUUAGGUAAUGGCUGCGUGAUACACAGAAACAGUCCGGAGCCAGAGAUAUGUCGGGUGGCCAACCGGGUGCUGGAUGAGCUGGUCCAUCCCUUUCAGAAUAUCCAAAUAGACGACAAUGAGUAUGCCGCGCUCAAGGCUAUUGUCUUCUUCGACCCAGAUGCAAAGUCUUUGCGGGACCCUUCGAAGAUCAAGGCCAUCCGUCUGCAGGUUCAUAUGAGUCUGGAAGACUACAUCAAUGACCGUCAGUAUGACUCCAGGGGUCGCUUUGGAGAGCUGCUGCUGCUGUUGCCCACCCUGCAGAGCAUCACCUGGCAGAUGAUCGAACAGCUCCAGUUCAUUAAGCUCUGCGGCCUGGCCAAGAUAGACAACCUGCUGCACGAGAUGCUGCUGGGAGGCUUGACAUCGGAGCCCACACACCCGCACCACCCAGCACACGCCCAGCUGGCCCAGGAUCCCAUGACCGGACACACACUGGUCAUCGGCACCAUGCCCGUCACUCACACUCCACAGAUAGCCUCUCCUGACACUCCCAUCCCAUCGCCCCCGCAGGGUCCCGCCCCAGAGAUGUAUAAACACUUUCCCCAGCCUCUUUGUCCUCCAGCCAGCCCCUCGCCUCCCUCGCAGGCAGACUCCUGACUUCUCCCCGCACUCCUUCCUCCAAAGACGCUGACAUGGGAUCAGCUCCCCUUGCCCUCUAUUCAUCAUCUCAGUCAUGGCAUAAAACGCAUGAAGGCAAUCGCCGCUCAGUGUCUGAGGUUAGACUUUACCCCUACAGUAUGUCUCCCUCCCCCCGUGACUCCUGGUGGUGACGCAACAAUAACUCAGAUAUGAUUAAAGCUGCCAUGUGCAGCACUUUAAAACUUCAAUAUGUCAGUUUCAGGGUUUUACUAGCAGAACCUGCACAUGGAUUUUUGUGGUCCAUCAGAAUCAAUCAGAAUUUCCAAGUAACUACUUUACACAUCUUUGUGGAAAAAUUGAUUCAGAGGAUUGUAAUUAAUAUUGAGCCAUUAAUACAUAUGAAUUAUACAAUGGCACAUUCAGUGCAAAUUCUUAAUAUACAUGUGUUCAGUUGCUAAACUUUCCAGAAGUCUGUGGCCAAGGUCAGCAAUAAUGUCAUUUAUAUAUAACUUUUAAAGACCUCAGGUUAAAUGCAAGAAAUAAUAUGGACAAAUGAUAGUAUUUUAUUAACUUAGUGUAUAUAGUCAAUUGCUCGUUAUAGAUAUCUGGAUACUCAAUUUCAACUCUCUUGCCUCCUAUUCUAUUUCUUGAAAUAUCUUUGUAUUAUUUCUUUUCCAUUUUGUUUUUUGUUGAUGAUGUGUACAUUUUUUUGAUUUGUAAAUUGAUUAAAUUGCGAUUUUAAAGAACUUCUAAGUUGUUCCCAGUUCUACUUUAAGAUGAAAUGGUCGCUGGGGAUUAAUAGAAAUUUAGUAAGCGACUCACUGAACACUGUGGUUCGGCAGAAUAGCGCCCUCUUGCUGUAGAGAGAGAUAAAGCACCAGUUGUAAAUGGACUGCUUAUACUAUAUAUAUAUAUAUACAGUAUAUAUGUAUUUAUUAUGUCGUAUGCAGCAGUACACCCAAUGAAAUGAGUAUGCACCCAUCCAUUCAUUGUUCUGAUUUUACAAAUGAAGGAAAAAUAAACAAAAUGUGAGAUGGAAAAA
Molecule: messenger RNA, 2489 nt
Organism: Scophthalmus maximus (turbot)
Lineage: Eukaryota; Metazoa; Chordata; Actinopteri; Pleuronectiformes; Scophthalmidae
Gene: hnf4g
Product: hepatocyte nuclear factor 4, gamma
Exons: 11
Coding region: 203-1465 (420 amino acids)
Biological process (GO): anatomical structure development; cell differentiation; regulation of transcription by RNA polymerase II
Cellular component (GO): nucleus
Molecular function (GO): zinc ion binding; nuclear steroid receptor activity; RNA polymerase II cis-regulatory region sequence-specific DNA binding
Source: RefSeq, a predicted model, not a curated record